Molecule: messenger RNA, 1155 nt
Organism: Penicillium malachiteum
Lineage: Eukaryota; Fungi; Ascomycota; Eurotiomycetes; Eurotiales; Aspergillaceae
Product: Gfo/Idh/MocA family protein
Exons: 4
Coding region: 1-1155 (384 amino acids)
Molecular function (GO): nucleotide binding
Source: RefSeq, a predicted model, not a curated record
AUGGCACACUUAAUCAAAUGGGGUAUCAUGGCCACGGGUGGAAUCGCAAAGACAUUCGUCCGCGAUCUCCUUAAGGAUCCCAAAACUCGCGACGCCACCGACAUAACCCACCAAGUGGUCGCCGUAUCAUCCUCCUCUUCAAAGGAACGCGCAGACCAAUUCAUCACCGAACUCGACAUCCCAUCUCCAUGUACCGCAUACGGCUCAUACGAGGAACUAGUUGCAGAUGCAAACAUUGAUGUCGUUUACAUCGCCACUCCACACUCACACCAUUAUCAAAAUGCCAUGCUAGCUCUCGAGGCCGGUAAACAUGUUCUCUGUGAAAAGGCAUUCACGGUCAACGCGGCCCAAACCAAGAUCUUGGCUGAGACAGCCCGCAAGAAGAAUCUCUUCCUUAUGGAAGCUGUUUGGACUCGGUACUUCCCUUUGAGCAUUCAAGUUCGGGAUCUGAUUAAGCAGGGUGCUAUUGGUGAGGUGUACCGCGUUAUUGCGGAUACGAGUUUCAGUAAUGAUCCGGAGAAUACGUUUGGUCUGGAGAACAGGAUGGUGAACCUUGAUCUUGCAGGUGGAUGUUUACUAGACUUGGGAAUCUACUCCCUAACCUGGAUCUUCCAAACUCUCUAUCAUACUCUUCCAAAGGACCAAAGAAAACCACCAACUGUUACAUCCCAGAUUACCCCUUACCAUCUCACAGGAUCUGAUGAAGCAACUACCAUGCUACUCUCUUUCCCAACAUCAACACCAUCUAAUGGUCCGAAUGUGAAAUACUCACAGGGAGUAGCAAUGACAAGUAUGCGAGUAGGAAAUGACCCCGAUGAAAAGGGCACAGCUGGUCCACCAAUUCGGAUUCAGGGUGAUAAGGGUGAGAUCCAAGUUUUCGGAUUUCCCUUCCAACCUACGAGAUACAGAGUUAUCCCGAACAAGGGACUCGGGGAGGUGAGAGAUGUGGAGUUUGAGUUCCCGGCUCAGGGACGUGGAAUGUACUGGGAGGCUGAUGAGGUUGCGAGGUGUUUGAGGGAUGGGAAAUUGGAGAGUGAAACCAUGUCCCUCGAGGAGAGUAUUGUUAUUAUGGAGGUUAUGGAUGAGGUUAGAAGACAGGGUGGUUUGGUUUAUCCUGAUUCUAUUGAGUCUACUGAGUAUCCGUUGAAGUUGUAG